ACGAGCUUGAACUGAGUCCUGGAGGGUUGGAUGAGGAUGUUGCAAGACGACAUAUAUUCCAGGUUCUACGUGCUCUGGCUUUCUGCCAUAACAACAACGUGAUUCAUCGUGACGUGAAGCCUGAGAAUGUUCUUGUAUCUAAGCUAGGCGUGAUCAAAUUAUGUGAUUUUGGGUUUGCUCGAGCAACAGCUUCUCCUGGAGAGCUUUAUACAGAUUAUGUUGCUACAUGAUGGUAUAGAGCUUCUGAACUGCUACUGUUAUUGUUUAAGAUUAUGUUGCUACAUGAUGGUAUAGAGCUCCUGAAUGGCUACUGUUAUUGUUUAACCCUAUCCCUGCUGGGGUACUUGAA
This is a messenger RNA of Eurytemora carolleeae, 349 nucleotides long. Its product is annotated as cyclin-dependent kinase-like 2. The record is from RefSeq and is a predicted model, not a curated record. Gene Ontology annotation, cellular component: spindle midzone; chromosome passenger complex; spindle pole centrosome. Lineage: Eukaryota; Metazoa; Arthropoda; Copepoda; Calanoida; Temoridae. The transcript is spliced from 3 exons. The annotation marks the transcript as partial. Gene Ontology annotation, molecular function: ATP binding; protein kinase activity. Gene Ontology annotation, biological process: mitotic spindle organization; regulation of cytokinesis; protein phosphorylation.